UGUUAUGCAUACAUGUUUGCAAUGAAAUAGUUCUUUUGUUUACCGUACUACAGCAGAUGAAGAACCAAGUAGAACAGGGAAGGAAAAACAAUAUGCAUAUUGACUGCAUACUUACUCUCUGCUUUUACUAACCUCUUUUAACAUGUCUAAGUGUUAUUCUAAUGAUAUGCACUUCACUCAGAUGCAGUUUGAAUGAUAAAAAUCAUAUACUUAUUAAAGGAUAUAAAAGUGCCAGCAAACCUGUGAUUGAGUUGGAGAGAUACAGACUCCCAGGAAUGGAGAAAAGAGUGUGAGGAUCUUUCUGGGUGUUUCUAUAUUGUUUUGAGUUUUUUAGUUGCUUUCAAAUACUUCCUUCACAUUUAUUUGUUGUUGUUGGGUUUUUUUUCAAUUCAUUUUGAUGGUUAUGAAUUCCUAUUUUUUCCUAAGUUAGAUUUGGAUUAACUGAAAUCUCUCUCUGAUUGCUUUGCUGUAUCAUAAUAUUCAUGUUGAUGAUUCAGUAAAAACUCCAUAAUAAGGAAUACUUUAUGGAAUGAUUUGAAAAUCCUCUGCCAUAACAUUGAGAACCAGUGUUAUUGGAUGCAACUGCAACACUAAACAGAUGACAUGGUCAUAGAGUAGAAAUGGGGAUUGACUUAUAUGAAGUUGACAUCCGGUCACUCAACCCUAUGAGGUGGCUGACAGAUGCUGUUAUAGAUGUUGUAGCAAGAAGAAUGAAAGAACAAAUCCCCUCAAAGAAUGUGUACAUCUUAGAAACAUUCUUUGCACAGAAAUUGCUUGUCAAAGGAAAGCUCAACCGUAGACCCCUGGACAUGACAGGAUGUAAUUACUUGGGGGUGGAAAAUGUCCUUGCUGCUUUAGAUGUGGAUUUAGAGAAAGGAGCCAUCCUCAUUGUACCAAUCAGUAACAUGUUCCACAACAGAGGAAUAGUUUUGACUGUGGGGUAUUUCUCCUUUCCUAUAUCAGAAACAUUCUUCAGAACCAGUCAAUUGCAGAUGUUGAGAAUACCACAAUAUUGAUCAGGAACGAGGUGUCGAAUUUGUGCUUAUCAAAAUAAAGUUAGAAAUUAUAGAAACUACCUAAUGCAAGGCGAAGAUAACGAACAGUGAUCAAUCUCAUAACUCCUACAAGCAAUACAAAAUAGAUAGUUGGGCAAACACGGACCCCUGGACACACGGAUUAUAAAACGUAAACUGACCCAAACCAGGUUAUACUCAUAUAACUUGCCCCAGAAUUAAAGUCAUUCCUUAAAUAGAGUUAUCAUUCAUUUUACAUGGUUUAACUCCUGAUUGCUUAGAUGUUUUUCACUAUGUUCACAAAAUUAGCAGUAGAUCUAACAGAUUAAGAUCUAUUACAAUUACACUUAUGGUAUAAAAUGCCAGAAUUUUAAAAUAUAACCCAACAUUGGAAACCUUAUCAGUAUCUUAGAAUUUUUUUAACAUUGGAAAUGAAAACACAUACAUUUGUUUUUGUUUUCAGUAUUAUGUCUGUAGAUAGGAUAUGUAUGUAACAUAACUUCAUAUACUAAUCAAUAUUAUACCUGUAUAAUACUUCUGUCUAUAUAUGUGUUUUCAGGGGAUAGUGUAAAUUAGUACUAUACAUGUAAUUGUGCUAUUAUGUAUAAAUAAAGGACAUUAUUGUCAUUUUCUAUCUGAAUGCCCUGGUACAAUAUAUGUUAUCUAGUUUUGACAAGUGCAUAGCAAGUAUUUUUAUGUGAAGAGUAAGGGGAAGCCUUAGUUCAAGCAAAAUAGAAUAUGUUCAUUUUGAUUUUAUGAAAUCAUCACUAAGUGGUAGUCUCUUUCAUUUACCAUAUAACAAUGUGUACCUGAUGUUCUCAUCAUGCAUGGACAAUUUUUUUUCAUGUUGAAGGUUUAAUUCUAUGGACUUGUGUCAUUUUGUUUCAAAUUUCGUAACACCAUGUUUACAUUCAGCUAUGAAAUUCUUCUGGUGGCUUGUUAAAAUCCUUUUCUGAAAAACCCAGCUGUAGGUAUUUCUUGAAUUCUGGACAGUCCUAGUUUUAUGUGUUGACUGAGCACAUAAGAAUAUUACUAUCUAGCAUAUUGUACAUCACUUAAAAUUACAAUAUUAUUUUAUAAAACUGAUGCACAUUUUGAAUUGAAUAAUCAUGAUAUUGUAUCUUUUCUGCAUCUACUUUGUUUGACCAACCUAAUGUUAAACAGAAUAUACAUGCAUGUAAAUAUGUAUUUCAUGUACCAUUCCAUGGUUUAAUGAGGUAAUAAACUACAUU
Molecule: messenger RNA, 2245 nt
Organism: Ostrea edulis (European flat oyster)
Lineage: Eukaryota; Metazoa; Mollusca; Bivalvia; Ostreida; Ostreidae
Exons: 6
Coding region: 621-1016 (131 amino acids)
Biological process (GO): proteolysis
Molecular function (GO): cysteine-type peptidase activity
Source: RefSeq, a predicted model, not a curated record